Molecule: messenger RNA, 1158 nt
Organism: Hyaena hyaena (striped hyena)
Lineage: Eukaryota; Metazoa; Chordata; Mammalia; Carnivora; Hyaenidae
Product: transmembrane protein 202-like
Exons: 5
Coding region: 13-1158 (381 amino acids)
Cellular component (GO): plasma membrane
Source: RefSeq, a predicted model, not a curated record
CCAGAAACUAAGAUGGAAAGAAGGGAAGGAAAUGCCAUGCCCUUCCACAGAGUUUACAAUUCCAGCAUCUUGGGUUACCCAACAUAUAGGCCAAUUCUCCCCUACCGCAUGUACCACUUCUCUUCCAUGUCACCAUACCAGCAGCAGUUUCUGGAGAGGACCAGAAGCUACAUGCGCAUCUUCUGUGCUGGCCUCUUGGGCUUCAUCUUUGUCCUGCUGAUGUGCUUGUCCCCUUUACAUUGGGUGCAGUUCAUGGUAAUGAAAGAUAAGAAGAAGCUCUUUGCGGGGCUCUGGACCGUAUGCCACCAUGAUCUCUGCUGGAGCCAUGUGCCAAAAGCACCCUACUACCUCCAAUACUCCAGGGCCUUCUUCCUCAUCUCUGUCUUCAUCAUCCUCAUUAUUAUUAUAUGGCUCAGCAUCUCUCCCACCAAAGGGCCAGGAGACAAAACCUACAUAGAUCUGGGCAUAUCCAUCUUCUCCUUCAUCUCAGGCACCUGCCUACUCCUCUGCCUCAUUUUGUUCCUGAUGCAAGUGAAAUUGUACAGUAGGAACGUCUUGGAGUCCCAUUUCUUAUUAGCCUACCGCCUCAGUUGGUGGGGCAGUGUCUUCUACAUGAUAGCUGGGUUCCUCUCUGGACUCAAUCACAUAAGUUCUCGGGUUUCUUCUCCAGAUCAAAAUCUCCUUGUGAUUCCUAUAACAAGGACAAGAAUAGGAAAUAUAACCAGAGUAGACCAGAGGCUAACUGAAACAAAUGUAGGUGUUUCUACGUGUAUGAGUCAGGCACCAGAAAGGCAGCUGGGUUCAGUGGUACAAUCAAGUGUCUGUGUAGAGAAAGGGACUCAGACACAGGCAGUAACCCCAAAAGUGCUAGAAAGUCAGAUUGAACCAGAGGUCCAGGCUGAGUCAGGGACCCAUACAGAGCCAGAGAUAGGAAGUGAAUCAGCAAUAAAAGAUGGGUUAAUAACUACAAGGUUAGCUACUGAGAUAGAACCAAUUAACACAGUAGAGCCAAGGCCUGAGGCAGAGGGAAUUGGGAGUGUGGCUGAAGAUAUGUCAAGCAAUACCCUUCAGGGUAAUGAAAACAAAAUGACCAAAAACUGGGAUUAUGAGGAUAUAGAUUCAGCUGAGAAAAAUGAGGAUGACAAGACAAAAAAUUAA